Messenger RNA from Sphaerodactylus townsendi, 969 nucleotides. RefSeq names its product taste receptor type 2 member 40-like. NCBI's taxonomy places the organism in Eukaryota, Metazoa, Chordata, Lepidosauria, Squamata, Sphaerodactylidae. Gene Ontology annotation, biological process: detection of chemical stimulus involved in sensory perception of bitter taste; sensory perception of taste; G protein-coupled receptor signaling pathway. Bases 1 to 969 code for a protein of 322 amino acids. The record is from RefSeq and is a predicted model, not a curated record. The transcript has a single exon. Gene Ontology annotation, cellular component: membrane. Gene Ontology annotation, molecular function: bitter taste receptor activity; G protein-coupled receptor activity.
AUGGAAACCAGCGGAUGCAGCGUUCCAACCUCAGCCGAUUCUUUAUUGUCAUCUAUCAGCUUCAUGGUUUUCUCGGUGCUUCAAGCUGUCAUUGGGAUGGCCCUAAAUGCUUUCAUUGUUACGGUGAGUUGCGUCAAUAGAAUGAAAAGAAGACAGCUGAAAUGUACUGAUAAAAUCUUGAUUGCUCUGGGAAUCUCCAGGUUUUGCUACCUGUGUGUGCUCCUAGGCAAGAUUUUAUGGAUGUCUGUCUCUUCUAGAGCUGUUGAAGUGACCAGCGCAUUUCAAAUGGUCAGAGGCGCCAUCUGGUUUCUAUCCUGUGUCUGUUUCUGGUUCUCGGCCUGCCAGUGCUUGUUUUGCUGUGUAAAAAUUGCAAACUUCAGGCAUUGCCUGUUUGUUCACCUGAAGAUGGGAAUCUCCAGACUGGUACCUUGGAUGCUUCUGGUUUCUGUCAUCGGAUCGCUGAUCAACACUUGCCCUUUUUUAUCGGGCAUUUAUAAUAUCACCUGCAGAAAUAACACUGGUUCCAACAUCUCAGGGAACCAAACCCAUCUGGAAGAUCUUGCUUUGGAAACAAAUUUAUUUAAUCUGUUCUUGUUUUGUGGGGUGGGAUUUUCAGCGGCGUUCUCCGUAUCUGCUGCAUCAUCCAGCCUCUUGCUCUUUUCUCUGUGGAGACACACCCACCUGAUGCGGAACGGCUCGACCGGUUUCAGCCACCCAAGCAUGGCUGCCCAUUUUCAGGCCGUGAAAACGAUAACGUCACUCUUGAUUGUUGAUAGCUUCAAUUUUGUCGGGCUGAUGCUCCUGCUCUCCAACCUAUUUGCAGAGCGAACUCCUGAAAAUCAAAUCAUCACAACCGUCAUCUUCGUGUGCCCCUCCGUGCAAUCACAGAUCAUGAUCUGGGGCAAUCCCCAACUUAAAAAAGCAUUCAUCCGAGCAGCAGAUGGCAUCAGGCACAUGUUCUCAGUUUGA